UAGUAACUCAGCUUUCUCAACUCAUCAAUUACUCGUGCACGCUUCUGUACAAGCUGCCUGCAGCUGUAUAUCGAACAGUCUCCCUGACACUGCUAUGAUCUCAAACUCAAAAAAAUAAACAAUUAUCAGUGAUUUAUUAUUUGAAUGUGUUGGUUUUUAUCCUGUGCGUAAUACAUAAAUGCUUGUUCAAUGGGAGGGAAAACGUCGAAAGAAUGCCGGAGUAUAUUAAACAGUGGAGAAGAGGAUCAAGUUGAAAUUUUUGGUUAUCGGAGAAAUCCAGUGAAACUGGUCUUAACAUGGAUCUCCAUUAUUUGUACCUGCGGAAUAGUGCGUCUAAUAUUCUACUGGAUGAGACACUGGAUGCUACAGUGUACACACUCUCUGUGCACUCUGGAACAUGCGGAUUAUGUUCUGCUCAAAAACACUUACGACCAAUGGUUUGUUUGCAAAGUAAAAUCUUUGCGUACGGAUGCGGAGCGUGCUCGGCGUACUGCAGCUACAGAACAGAGACCUUCCGUUCCGUCGGUGUCCGAAUCAGUUGACUCUUCCGUUGUAUAUCCUAAAGAGAACGGCAAAUUUGAAGGAGUUGAUGAUAUAAGGUACUUUGAUGACCGAAGGAUUCGAUACAUUUGGAAUACGGAAUCCAAGGCAUUCGUGCGGCUGCUCGGAUUGGAUCAGCAUUUAUCAGCGGAAUACUUUCAGACGUGCUCACCACUGAACUCAUCAGAAGUGCAACAGAGGCGAUUGCUUUACCAGAGCAACGAGAUCAACAUCGAAGUUUCUCCAAUAAUCAAGAUACUCUUCAAAGAAGUUUUAAAUCCGUUUUAUAUCUUCCAAAUCUUCAGCAUAUCUUUAUGGUUUUCAUACGGGUAUUAUUACUAUGCGGGCGCCAUAUUGAUUACCACCUUAUGCUCCUUGGCCUUGACCGUCCACCAGCUGCGUAAAAUGCAGCAGAUGCUGCAGGAGCGGGCGCACGCUGAAGAAACCGUUACGGUCUGCCGGCCAGGCGCACAGACUGAAACGGUGGGCAGUGAGCAGCUCGUCCCCGGGGAUAUCAUACAGAUUCCCGCACUGGGAUGUCAGGUUCUCUGUGAUGUCAUCCUGAUUGCCGGCAGUGCCAUUGUCAAUGAAUCAGCGCUGACAGGCGAAAGUGUUCCUGUAACGAAGACGGCAAUUCCUGACUGCAGUGGUCCGUUCGGUAUAAAAGAAUAUCAGCGCCAUAUGGUGUUCAGUGGAACGCGGGUCCUUCAAACCAGAUACUACGCCAAUGAGCCGGUGCGAGCGGUUGUGCUAAGAACUGGGUUUGCUACGAACAAAGGCAAUCUCAUCAGAAGCAUCAUGUAUCCUAAGCCGGUGGAUUUCAAAUUCUACCGGCACACGUAUUACUUUAUCAUAGUAUUGGCUGCCAUUGCUUUAUGUGGACUAAUAUAUUCCGCCAUAUUGCGAGCAAUGCGCGGCCAAGCAGUCAGUGAAAUCAUCAUAAGAUCUUUGGACGUAAUAACUAUCGCCGUACCACCGGCGCUUCCUGCAGCUCUUUCUGUUGGCAUCAUUUACGCCCAAAGGCGGCUACAAAAGAACCGAAUCUUUUGUCUCAGCCCGCGUUCCAUCAACAUUUGUGGCAGUGUGAACUUGAUUUGUUUCGACAAGACUGGCACUUUGACGCAGGACGGCCUUGAUAUGAAAUGUGUCUUACCAAGCCAAAAGUCCUCGUUUGAGGAAGCGAUAACGAAUCCAAAAGAAAUGCCCAGCAGCCGCAUAAAGGACUGCAUGGUGGCCUGCCAUUCGUUAACCGUCAUCCAGGGUCAAACAUGCGGUGACCCUGUGGAUUUAAUUAUGUUUAACUCUCUGAGCUGGUCAUUAAUGGAGCCGGAUGUAAAUGAAGAAGCCCGAUUCGAUCUUGUUGCUCCCACUUUGGUAACUGGACCAAAAUGCGAUACGGAAUCGGACACCAUCGGGAUAAUCAAAGAUUUUCCAUUCGCAUCCAGUUUGCAGCGGAUGAGCACCGUGAUCCGGCGAGUUAAGGAUGAAGAAUUUUCUUACUUGAUGAAAGGGUCACCGGAAAAGGUCAUCACAUUAUGCUUACCCGACACUGUGCCGGACAACUAUUUUGAACAACUGGAAUCAUUCACCCGUCACGGUGACCGCGUGCUCGCACUGGCCUGGAAACCGUUAAACAAAAUGCGGCUCGUCAAGAUUCAAAAACUUCUUCGUGAGGACUUAGAUAAGGAGAUGAUCUUCCUGGGCUUUGUGGUGAUGGAAAACCGCCUAAAGACUGAUACGAAAUCCGUACUGGAGCAGAUUCAUAACGCCAACAUUCGCACCGUCAUGGUCACGGGUGACAAUAUGCAUACCGCCAUUUCUGUUGCGCGAGAUUGUGGAAUGAUUCGCAAAUGGGAUGACGUGCAUAUUAUUACGGCCGGUGAAACGAAUGUCUUUUGGACACAAGCUGAAAGACCAGUUCAGAGUUUCUCGUUGUCCAUCGGAUCCGCUGACAAAAUCUCAUCACCGACGGAAAUUAUCAAUUUGCCAACGAUACACGGAGCGGUUAGCGGAGAGUCAUUCAGCCGAAUUCGAUCGGACCAUCCACAAGUUCUUAAAAAAAUGUUAGCACAUGGAACCGUUUUUGCUCGAAUGUCACCAAAUGAAAAGGAGCGAUUGGUGGAGGAUUUCCAGGAGGCCGGAUAUUUCGUUGCAAUGUGCGGCGAUGGAGCCAACGACUGUGGUGCCUUGAAAGCAGCACAUGCGGGCGUAUCGUUAUCGGAGUCAGAAGCUGCAGCGGCCGCACCGUUCACGGCUUGCACAGGGAGUAUUGGCUGUGUUCCGGAAAUUAUUAAGGAAGGACGGGCUGCUUUGGUAACAUCUUUUGGGAUCUUCAAAUACAUGGCAGGAUACAGUUUAACGCAGUUUUUCUCCGUAAUCGUCUUAUAUUCGAUCGCAACGAAUUUCUCAGAUCUCCAGUUUACCUACGUGGACAUUUUUCAAGUUCUUAUCCUGAGUGCAACAUUUGGCCGCUCAAAAGCUCAUCCGCAUCUGUCGCGCACCCCACCGCCAACCAGUUUAAUUACCUUCGUCCCACUGUUUUCCCUCUUUUCCCAAGUGAUCAUCGUUUUCGGUUUCCAGUUAGCCGCAUUCUUCAUUGCUUAUUUGGAGAAAGAUAGCACAUCUUAUGAAAAUAUGUACGCUAAUGGCGGUGGUACACCGCCAUUUUUCUCCAAGGAGAACUUUGCGGUUUUCGCCGUUAGUUCCUUCCAAUAUGUAUGGUUAGCGUUGGCAUUCGCUAAAGGACCGCCAUACCGGAAAAUUCUUCUGAAAAAUCGAAUUUUUUGCCUCACGGCAUUGGGAAUGGUUGCGUUUGACAUGUUUUUGCUACUUGGGCCGACUGAGCCAAUGAAAUGGCUUCUUGAGCUGCAAGUACCGGAAUUAUGGAACAGGAAGCUGACAUUCCUCUUCCUAGCAUUUUGCAAUGGAAUUAUUGCGAUUCUGUUUGAAAAAAUUGUGGUUGAUUAUGUGAUAUUUCGGAAACUCGGGACACGAUUCAAAUUUUUGCGCAAUGUUCGCACGCAUCAGGAUGUGACGCGCGACCUACUAAACACCAUGCCGGACGACUGGUGGCACGAGUUAGAGCGAAAACCGUUAGGUCAGCUCCCACAACAGGGAAGUUUUGUUAUCGCUCCUCCACUGGCUACCACGUCGUCGACAGCAGCGUUAACGGAGAACGCUGUUUGAGUGUCCACGUGUAUAGUAAUGGUUGCGGUCCGUAGGAUCUAACAGUUUAUAAAUAAAUUCAUUGAUCUG
Molecule: messenger RNA, 3795 nt
Organism: Paramacrobiotus metropolitanus
Lineage: Eukaryota; Metazoa; Tardigrada; Eutardigrada; Parachela; Macrobiotidae
Product: polyamine-transporting ATPase 13A3-like
Exons: 25
Coding region: 190-3726 (1178 amino acids)
Biological process (GO): intracellular calcium ion homeostasis; polyamine transmembrane transport
Cellular component (GO): membrane
Molecular function (GO): polyamine transmembrane transporter activity; ATP binding; ATP hydrolysis activity
Source: RefSeq, a predicted model, not a curated record